Molecule: messenger RNA, 750 nt
Organism: Aspergillus bombycis
Lineage: Eukaryota; Fungi; Ascomycota; Eurotiomycetes; Eurotiales; Aspergillaceae
Product: WSC domain-containing protein
Exons: 2
Coding region: 1-750 (249 amino acids)
Source: RefSeq, a predicted model, not a curated record
AUGACCAGAACAAAAGCAUUGAUCCUCGGGCUCCUGUCUCUAUCAACGCCCGCCCUCGCCUUGAAGACCGCCUGCUACAAUUCCCUGGGCAAUCUGACGCCCUCGCACACGACGACAGAAUACCAGUCCGUGGCUCUCUGCCAGCAAUUCUGCCAUGCAGAGAACAAGCCUGUGUAUGCGGUCCAAGACCGGAAGUGUUUCUGUGGGGAUACGCUUCCUCCUCUCGAGGCCAAGGUGGAGAAUACGGAAUGUAUGACGAGGUGUCCUGGGUAUCCCGUUGAGCAUUGCGGCGGCGAAGCAACCUACACCAUCGGCAGCACCACCAAAUCCCGCACUCAGCGCGCCAUCUACACGGCCCCCGAAACCGACGCCGAAACCAGAACCGAAACAGAAGCCAACGGCAUCCUGACCGCGCCAGACGUCGACGACGGCGACACUGACCCCCUGGCUUCGCUCAGCGUGAACCCCACCAUGGUCCGGACGGCCAGCAACGCCCCCACCGGCACAGACUCUCCCAAGAGUAUCUUGACUGCGUCGGCGUACCCGAACCAGCCCUCUUCGGCGGUGCCUACUUCGGCUGCUACGGCUGCGCCCACGGCUUCUGCCUCGGCGUCGUCGUCGGUGAGUACUAGUGGGGUGGCUUCGCCGUCUGCCAGUGUGGCUACUGGUGCUGCGGCUGGGAGGGGGAUUGGGAGGGAGAUGUUGUUGGGUGGGGUUUUGGCUGGGCUCAUGCUUGGGGGGUUGUUUUAG